AUGGGCAAUGAUUUCAUAUAUCAAGUCGAAACGAGGAAAAUCGUAUGGCUUAUCGGGCUUAUUAUAGCGUCGGUUUUGAUCAUACAGUCUUUGGAGCUACCGUGUCGAGACAGAUUCCUAUCUCUGUUUACUUCAGAAAAGUCCUAUUAUUCCAACUCCUCUGUUCAUGCAAAUGUCAAAUUCCCAUCAAUGCUGAAUUCAGGCGGUGAAAAAAAUAUUUCGAAAACAAUUUUCCCUCCCGAAAAUGUGGCCGACAUUAGUCCGUCUUUAAGAACUUUCGCUCGAGAGGACAAAAUUUCUUCAGGCCCGACAAAAAGCCCGGUAAUUUCUCGGUUUUCGGUUGGGAACAUCAUUGAAGCUGAUAGUCCUUUGCCUCCAUUUGUUUCCUCGUCUCAUUCAUUUGCUCCUACAAUUUCGAAUUUAAAUAUCCGUAACGAAAAUCGACCCUCCACGAAAAUUGGGCCUCUGGAAGAAAAGCCGGAAAGCCCAUUGCCGGCUGUGGUAUCUUUGUCCGAGAUGAACGAGAUGUUGGCCUGUAGUCGCGAAUCCCCCGACACAAUGAUCAGCCCACACUGGCAUUCGGAUGCGGAUCAAGAAUUGGUCGAUGCAAGAUUCGAAAUCGAGCAUUCGCCUAUUGUUAGGAAGCAUCCGAGCCUAUAUGCGCCUAUUUAUCGAAAUCUUUCGUCGUUUGUGAGGGGAUAUGAAAUAAUGGAGAAGAAGCUCAAGAUUUACAUCUACAAAGACGGGAAAAAGCCCGUUUUCCACCAGCCGAGGCUCAAGGGAAUAUACUCGUCCGAGGGCUGGUUCAUGAAGCAGCUAAAGUCGAGCAGCCGGUUUCUAACCGUCGACCCGAACGUGGCCCACCUCUUUUACCUGCCGUUCAGCUCCCAACUUCUCGUGGACUACGUUUACGUGCGUGACUCCCACACUUUUCGCGACAUAAACGAGUUUUUAGAGAAUUACAUCCGCACGAUCAAGACAAGGUACCCUUUUUGGAAUCGAACGGACGGCGGGGAUCAUUUUCUAGUCGCGUGCCACGAUUGGGCACCGAUCGAGACCCGACAACUCAUGGCGAACUCCACACGGGCCCUAUGCAACUCGGACGUGAAGGAAGGCUUCCGUUUCGGGAGGGACGUCUCGCUUCCCGAGACGUACAUACAUUCGCCUCAAAACCCGAUGAGGGAUUUCGGGGGCCCACCGCCCUCCAAACGCAAAAUAUUGGCCUUCUUCGCGGGCCAAAUGCACGGCCACGUACGCCCGAUUCUAUUACAACAUUGGGAGAACAAAGAUCCCGACAUGAAGAUAUUCGGGCGAAUGAGAAAAGGGUACACGUGGCACAUGAAGAACAGCAAGUACUGCAUUUGUGCAAAGGGGUAUGAGGUCAACAGCCCGAGGGUAGUCGAGGCCAUACUCUACGGAUGCGUGCCGGUUAUCGUGUCGGACAAUUUUGUCCCUCCGUUUUUCGACGUGUUGAAGUGGGAGUCGUUUGCGGUUUUCGUUCGCGAGAGGGAUAUUCCGAAUCUGAAGGGUAUAAUCGUCUCAAUUUCGUACGAGAGGUAUUUAGUGAUGCAAAAGAGGGUGGAGAUGGUGAGACGACAUUUCAUGUGGCAUAGUAAGCCCGUGAAAUACGACAUUUUUCAUACUAUACUUUAUUCGGUUUGGAAUAAUAGAGUUUUGAGGACAAGUAAAUAA
Striga hermonthica is the source of this 1692-nucleotide messenger RNA. Lineage: Eukaryota; Viridiplantae; Streptophyta; Magnoliopsida; Lamiales; Orobanchaceae. The record is from the annotation of a GenBank genome assembly.